AUGGGUGUAUUCGGAUGCAUCACGCUAUUGCUGGUGCUAACCUGUGCUGCAACGUCCACCAGCUCCGAGACUCCAGCGUGUAAGACUGUAGCAACAGCGAUCCCUACUGAGCCUGAAGUGGUACCAGUGAUCCCGUCGAACGCGUCCAACAGCGGAUCAAGCGACUCCAACCUUCGCACCGUGAACAUUGGUAUGGGCUGCCCGGAGUUCCAGAUCGCCUUCGACAGCGCAACGCCCGGCAACUCGUUACCAUUCAAGUCGUUCACCCUGACGAAGGGGACCGGAUACGCGUACGUGGAGCUCCACUUCAGCAAGCUCUGGGUCCCGCGCGGGACUUCCGUGGUACUGCGCGCAGUGGAAGGCUUCGACGUAGCGGAUACCAAGCUCAACCUGUCCACAACCUACCCGAGCGGCCGAGUCUACAGCGACGUUGUUGCGCCUCCGGUGCUCUCGAAGGAGUUUCGACUUGAAUUCUACCGCAACGAAGCAAGUCGCAACACUACGGACGUAGACCUGACUACCGACGACUUCAACGUGACGGACAGCAAGUCCAAGUGCUUCGGCUUCGUGGUCGCCUCGUACUACUACGUUCUAGUAGACGACAGCAACCCCCUCGUCGCUACCGUCGAGUCCGUUUGUGCUGCGGACAACACGAACGAAGCCGUGUGCUACUACGAUGACAGCACGACCCGUACGGCCUACUUGGCUGCUCGCUCGGUGGCUCGGCUGUUCAUCAGAAAAGGCCGCAACAUGUUCGCGAGCUGCACGGGCUGGCUGCUGGGCAACCAGGGGCACCUCAUGACCAACUACCACUGCGUUGCUACACAGGCAGAGGCCAGCACGACCACGGUGGAGCUCAUGCUGGAAGCUGGCAAAUGCAACGGCAGCGCGUCGUGCACGUGGAAGGAGUGCAAAGGGAGCAUGGUCGCAGUUACGACCAAGCUCGUGCACGCAAAUGAGGCGCUCGACUACGCGUUGCUGAAGCUGCCGUCGAACGGAGCGCAGGUCGCUCAGACCUAUGGAUAUUUGAGGUUGAAGACUCGCGCUGGUGUUGUGGGCGAACAACUCUACAUCCCCCAACAUCCUCUGGGCAAUAGGAAGCGCAUUGCGCUCGUAGACGACUACACCAGCAACGUGGCGUUGCUGAGUCUGAGCGCGACUUCAUGCGGGACAACCGGGUACUCGUACAGUGGAGAUACUCAAAGCGGGUCCUCCGGUUCUCCCGUUCUGUCCUAUUCAGACCACGGCGUCGUGGCACUUCACCACUGCGGCGACAUGUGUGGCAACACUGGCAUCCCAGCCAAGAGCAUCGUCGCCGACUUGAAGGCGCACGGCAUUGACGUAGCUGCAUUCGAUGGUGUUGACGAUGGAUUGAGUCCCUCGUCGAACUUCGAGCGGUUCCCAGCGUACACUCCACCUGUGCCCGCAGUCGUGUUGCCUCUGACGUCACGCCUAAAGCUGGACGGAGCUAUCUCCCUCGCCGCUGGGUUUGUCAGCAUUGAAAAGGUGGAGUUCACUUUGAGCAAAGAUACCGACAUCAUGUUUGACGUGUUUUCCGUCGAGAUGGCGGACAACGACACGUUCGUUGACCUGAACGGCGACUGCAGAGCUACGUACCUGGACUCAAUGAUCUAUCUCUUCCCAGUGGGGGAUCCUACUCCCGUCUUCUCUGCUGACGACGGCUGUGUGGAUGGCACGCUCAAAGACGGCUCCGUCAGCUUCCGUGAUCCGUCCAAGCGCACGUUCCUCAAAAAAGGCUCCUACAUUCUCGCAAUAGCCCCCACGGGUUCGAGUGAAGAAGAUGCACUCGCAGGCGAGACCAAAGCGGACUACGCUCCAGAGCUCUACACUUGCAGAGCCCGCGGCUCAUACGGCUCCUACCGACUGGAGAUCUCAAGCACUGUCGGCGACAACCCCUUCACUUUCACAAAGCUCCCACGAGCCAUUGUGAUCAACCCCAAGUCAUGCAAGAAACCCACAGGACUCAUUUGCUCCAUCUAG
This is a messenger RNA of Phytophthora sojae, 2001 nucleotides long. RefSeq lists its product as hypothetical. The transcript has a single exon. Bases 1 to 2001 code for a protein of 666 amino acids. NCBI's taxonomy places the organism in Eukaryota, Oomycota, Peronosporomycetes, Peronosporales, Peronosporaceae. The record is from RefSeq and is a predicted model, not a curated record.